AUUGUUCCAAGGAGGCCGCCAUACUUUUGUCUGAGUUGCAGUUUUCACUUGAUUAAAUCCGUGGUUAACGACAGCUACUUUAACAAGGUUUACAAUGGCAUCAGCAAUGAUCUCUGUGCACACCACGGCAUCCCGCUUUGCUCUUCUGCAGUUGGACUCUGAUUCAGAGUCUGACUCGGAUGCAGGGAAGCCUAAAGCAAGUCGUGGGGCGGGGAAGCCCCUAUCGGGGAAAACUCCUAGCGGGAAGAACAACCAAAACACUGAGAAGAAGAAAGAGAAGAGAAGACGAAAAAAGGAGCAGCAACAGAGCGAAGCCAAUGAGCUCAGAAAACUUGCCUUUAAGAAGAUCCCUCAGCGGUCUACAGCACCCUCUUCCACAGUUACACUGCAAGAUUUGGCCAAUGACCUGCUGAACCCAGCAGCUGUCCGGCCCAACAACGCACCACAGGAGAACUGGCAGGAUUGGAAACAGAGAGAUGAGCAGCUGACCAGCGACUUGUAUGAGGCAGAUCUGGAGAAGGCUUUGAUGCUUAGUAAACUGGAAGAACUGGAACAACAGAAAAAGGAUGCUGAGAAUACAGAGGCUGUAUCACCAAAGACCAAGACAGGAAGCAAGAAAGACAGGAAGAAGAAUCAACAAGGAAAGGAAAAAAAAGGCACCGUGUCUCUCAAAGACUUCCAACAGGAGGGAACCAUGGAUCAGCUGAAUAAAAGGCCGGACAGAGAGGAAUCAAAGCCUGUGAUCCCUGCACUUUGCGAUGACAAGUUCUUUAACCGUUUGGAGGAUGAUGUGAGCAGGAUCGUUCAGCGUGACAAACGCAUAGAGCAGUACAGCAAUAGUGCUGGUCAUGAGGUCAACACUUCUUCAGAGCAAGAGCAGGAUGUGAGAACUGAGCAGUUAAAAUAUGAACUGGAAAAGAAAGACCAAGAAAUUGAGAAGCUGAAAAAGACAGUUUCACAAUGGGAGGUAAGAUAUAAAGAAGUCAAGGCCAGAAAUAAUCAGCUGCUCAAAAUGCUUCAACAGGGAGAGAUGAAGGACAAAGCUGAAAUUUUAUCUCAGGUAGAGGAACUUCUGAACAUCAAAGAGGAAUUGUCCUCGCAGGUGACAUUACUGCACACAGCGCUAGAGCAAGAGAGGUCAAAGGUGAAGGGCUUACAGUCAGACCAGCCGAAACAUCAGGGCAAUCGAAAAGGGAAAAAGGCAUCAGAGGGGGAUGUAUGAACAUUUCUUGAGAAAGACGGCUUGAAUGUUCUUGCUCUUGCAUAUCUUUCCAUAUUUAAAACGUAGCAUCACACAUACAUAAACUAACACCAUGCUUCACACCUUUUUAUUGUUGCUAGUCAUGUUACAUAGUGUAUUCUGCCAGAAUGAUAUUUUGUUUUUACGAUAAAGUCUGAUGUUUCAGUUCUUUGUAAUGGAUCCACAUCUGAAGCUAUUGAAUGAUUUCUGUGCACUAUGAACAAAGUGGUGUAAAAUCUUGUUCAUUUCAAUAAAAAAGCGAAUCUA
Molecule: messenger RNA, 1507 nt
Organism: Triplophysa dalaica
Lineage: Eukaryota; Metazoa; Chordata; Actinopteri; Cypriniformes; Nemacheilidae
Gene: gkap1
Product: G kinase anchoring protein 1
Exons: 12
Coding region: 95-1222 (375 amino acids)
Biological process (GO): signal transduction
Cellular component (GO): Golgi apparatus
Source: RefSeq, a predicted model, not a curated record